Centropristis striata (black sea bass) is the source of this 1372-nucleotide messenger RNA. Its product is annotated as growth hormone-regulated TBC protein 1-A-like. The record is from RefSeq and is a predicted model, not a curated record. The transcript has 8 exons. Bases 1 to 1044 code for a protein of 347 amino acids. Lineage: Eukaryota; Metazoa; Chordata; Actinopteri; Perciformes; Serranidae.
AUGGAAAUGACAGGAAAUGCUUCUCAACCUCUUACGUGUAAUAAUGGCAGUGAAAGGAUUGACCCCUAUGGCUUUGAGAGACGUCAUGAUUAUGAAUCUUACACCGAGAUGAUGAAUGAGUACCUCGCCGUCCUCAACAGACGGUCCAAGAGGUGGUCCAAGCUCCUUGAAGAGAAACCAAAUGUGGAGAAGAACUUGAAAGUGAAAAGGUAUGUGCGUAAAGGUGUACCCAAUGAGCACCGUGCCAGGAUUUGGAUGGCAGCCAGUGGAGCACAGGAACGAUUAGAGAGUAACCCGGGUUAUUACCAAUCUCUGCUGGCCAUGGAGCACGACACACGGCUGAGGGAAACCAUUCAUACAGACAUGCAUAGGACCUUUCCUGACAACGUCCUGUUCCAGAGCGAAGCAGAACCGAGCCUGCAGAGAGCUCUGUACAAUGUGCUGCUGGCCUACGGACACCAUAAUAAGGAAGUGGGUUACUGUCAGGGCAUGAACUUCAUUGCAGGCUACCUCAUGAUCAUCACCAAGGAUGAAGAGAAGUCAUUCUGGCUCAUGGAUGCACUGCUGGGCAGAAUGCUGCCAGACUUCUACAGCCCGGCUAUGAUGGGCCUGAAAACUGACCAGGAGGUUCUCGAUGAGCUGGUGAAGGCUAAAGCUCCUGCAGUAGGACAGCUCAUGGACCAGUAUCCCGGCAUAUGGACACUGGUAGUGUCGCGCUGGUUCAUCUGCCUCUACAUUGACAUACUGCCGAUCGAGACAGUGCUGCGGGUCUGGGAUUGUCUUUUCUACGAGGGCUCAAAGGUUCUCUUCCGUGUUGCUCUGACUCUAAUCAUUCACCACCAGCCGGAGAUCCUGCGAGCUCGCUCUUUGACUGAUGUGUGCGAGUGCUUCAAACAAAUCACACGUGGAGCUUUCACUCUGGACUGCCACACCUUCAUGCAGAAAAUCUUUACAGAACCUGGAAGUCUGUCGAUGGCAACUAUUGAUAAACUCAGAGAGAAAUGCAGACAACGAAUACAGGAGGAACAAUCUGGACGACCAUAAAGUUAUUACCACACCAUUUAUCUCAGUGUGUUUAUUAGUUUUCCUUCUGUUAUACUUUUCUGGAUUACACUUUGAAGGAUGUAGAUAUUUUUUAACCUUUUUUUUUUGCUCAGUGUCUCAUGUUCUUCAGAAUAUUUCUGCUGCUAUUAGUAUGUCAACAUCCUCACACCUGAUGCUUUAUAUGUAUUUCAAUCUGCCAUGGUUUUUAUUACUUGCACUAUAUUGAUUUAGUAGCAUGGAAGUGAUAGUUUUGUUAUUGUUGAGAUAAUCACUUAAUAUCUCACUUGCACUCCUGCACAUUGUUAAAAAUGCUUAUUUUUCUUUGUGA